AUGUCGGACAAGGCUAACAUUAGCAAAAUCACUCUGAGGUCGGGUCAAGAUUAUGAUGAGCUUAUAGGAAGAACAGAGGAGAAAGAUGGAGAAGAGAACAAACCAGAGGAGUUGAUUGAGGAAGUUAAGAAGCAUGAAAGGGAUGACUCAGGUGAAGGAACCAACAAUGCAGUCAAGCGUCUGAAACCUUACCUAUACAGGGGAGAGGCCAAAAGGCAGAAGGAGGAUCCGACCGAUUUCAUGGAGAUUUUUGGAAAGCUUGAGAUCAACCUGCCAUUUCUACAAGCAUUGAAGCUACACCCGUUCAGCAGGUUUAUCAAGGACUUCAUAGCUGGAAAAGCUAAACCCGACGGGAAGAUUGUGAUCGGGGAAAGUGUGUUUGCUGUAAUCCAGAAGAGGAUGCUUCCUUCAAAAAGGACUGAUCCUGGGAUGUUCACUCUACCCAUCAUUAUUUGGAAUGUUAAAAUUGAGCAUGCUAUGUGUGAUAUGAGAGCGUCUAUUAAUGUGCUGCCUUUCUCAGUUUACAAGAGAUUGACUGAAGUCAGCCUAGUGGACAUAAAGGUGGUGAUCCAACUAGCGGAUAGAUCAUGCAUUAGCCAUGAAGGAGUACUGGAAAAUGUGAUUGUGAGGGUGCAUGACUUCCUAUACCCUACAGAUUUUCACGUGAUCCGUAUGAAUGAGUUCGAAGAUGGUGAAACUAGUGGAGUAUUGUUGGGGAUGUCAUUCUUGCGAACGGCCAAAACUAUAAUUGAUGUGAGUGACAGUACAAUUUGCUUGGACUAUCAUGGGGAGAAAUUCACUUUCAAUAUUGACAAAGUAAUGAAAAAGCCUAUGGAUACUGAAAAUCUACAUUCGUUAGUUGUGAUUUACCCAUUAGUCCAAGAAUGUCUUGAGACUGAACUAUUGCAGGAGCAGCUUGCAGCUGCUGAAUUGAACGACUCGAUUGAGGAAGAGGUCUCCGGAUGGUGUGACACAAUUUUGACACAGAAUAUGACCGAUGAAGAGAUCAACGAUGCAAUCAUGAGAUUCUUCCAGAAGUCGACUUCAACUGGAUCAACUGGUUUUGCUCAACUGAGUAGUUUGGAAAAGGUGUCCGAUUUUGAUGAGCUAGCAGCAAAGAAUAUAGAGAAAAACCCACUGCCCCAAGAGGCGGUCACGCUUAAGAAGGAAUUAAAGACAUUAUCCCCAGGAUUAAAGUAUGCUUACCUCAGGGAUGAGGAGACUUUUCUAGUCAUCAUUAACAGCCAGUUGACAGCGAAACAAGAUGCAGAGUUAUUGAAUGUACUGAGGAGAAACCAGAAGGCCAUGGAUGGAUUUUGUCGGAUUUGGUCGAGAUCAGACCAGACCUCUGCAUGCAUCACAUACGCCUUGAAGAUGGCGCGAAAGCUCACAGAGAACAGAAAAGGAAACUGA
Molecule: messenger RNA, 1413 nt
Organism: Salvia splendens (bonfire salvia)
Lineage: Eukaryota; Viridiplantae; Streptophyta; Magnoliopsida; Lamiales; Lamiaceae
Exons: 2
Coding region: 1-1413 (470 amino acids)
Source: RefSeq, a predicted model, not a curated record